This is a messenger RNA of Bactrocera oleae (olive fruit fly), 3385 nucleotides long. It is a transcript of the gene Uvrag, whose product is annotated as UV-resistance associated gene. Gene Ontology annotation, molecular function: SNARE binding. The record is from RefSeq and is a predicted model, not a curated record. Gene Ontology annotation, cellular component: lytic vacuole; endosome. Lineage: Eukaryota; Metazoa; Arthropoda; Insecta; Diptera; Tephritidae. Gene Ontology annotation, biological process: SNARE complex assembly.
GGCGUUUUCUGCAACGCGGAACCCGUUAUAACCCCUCACCACCCUAACUCACGGUGGGCGCCAUGUUGGUUUUAUUGUGAACGUACGCCUCAGAGGUGACGAAACUAUUGUGAAUGGGAAUUUCGCUACUCCCUUAUCAUGGAUGAAAUCAUCAUACCAGGGGAUAUAUAAACUUUAUUUUAGAAAUGUAAUUAUUGUGCAGCAUUAAAAACAAUAUUAAUAAAAUAAAUUGGAGAUAAUAAUAUGAGAACUCGACCCAGGUGCCGUACUUGGCUCCCACUAUCUACUCAGCAGCUUCGUUUGCGAAACCUUAUUAGAAUAGAAGGUAAAAAUAUAAAAUGCGAGGAGUCAGGCGCUUUAAUAUAUUACACACUGCAUGAAACUGUCGAAAAAGAUGCUUUUUAUACAAGCGAAUGUUUGCCCCAUCGACAGGAUCAAAAUUGGGCAGAAAUUAUAUGUCCUAAAAUAUUUAAGGCCAAUGACCAAUGUGUUUGUGUCAAAGUGUGGGCACACUUUAUAAUUAAUUUACUGGAUAACGAUUACGUUCAACAAAUUGCUAAUGCAAAUACGAAGCCAUUAAGUGCCUUGUCAAAUGAAGGAAGGUGUGCCCACGAUGAUAAGGAAAAAAUUCCGCAAUAUAAACUUCUUUUUACUUGGGGAAUAUAUCUUUCUGGUCUAACGCCAUUAAGUGAACAAUACUGUUUAAAGUUAAAGGAAAACUCUUUGCUUUUCUAUAUAAACGGAGGAUGCUUUACCUCAGCAAAACAUAUAAAUUCGGACAUAACAGUAAGUGACAAUUUCCAACUUCAGAAUGAAGUGUUUCCACAUUACGCUGAAAGUCGAUUAAAGUCAUCAAAUACAAAUAAUAUUGAAGAAGAAACUGCAGAUUUUUACAGACACCAUGUGACUGCACGUUAUAUAAUUAUGUACUAUAAAAGGGAUGACGUACGUAAUGGGUAUAGUUUGCAACAGCUUUUGAAACUACAGCAAAUACAACGAAGAUGUAUACAAAAAGUAAGAGAAAGCGAAGAUCUUACUAUUGAAAUUCAACGGAGAUGUAUGCUGUGUAUCACAAAGGAACAACUUUCCAUUCCACUAAACUCAUUUAAAAACUCAUUCACAAGGAAUUCUCAAAGAACGACCAUGGGUCGAGCAUUAAGUGAGUUAUUUUCCGAGCAACGUCAAAUGAGUCCAAAAACUUUAUUUUGUGCUCAUAAAUUGAAGAAACAAAUAGAAUCCUUGCGAUUGAAACAACGUCUCCUCCAAUCUGAGCAAAGAAGUUUUUCACUUCGUUUAAGUCAAAAAACAAACCGUUUAAGCCUUUUAAAUGAAAUCCGCCAUCGGCUUCAACUUUCUAUUCAAUCUCGUAAUCAACAGUUGCAAGGCGAAAAAAAAAAUUUGGUAGAGCAAUACCAGGAGAUAUAUUUUCUUACACUAAAAAAGGUGGAUAUCAUACAAAAUAUAGAACGGAGAAUGACAGCAUUGUGUGUGGGAUUACGUGAAAUUUAUCCGAUAGAAACAAAAACAAAUGGUUUCAAUACUAUCAACAACGUACCAUUUCCAAGUAUAGACGUAUUGAUUAAUGAUACUAAGUCACAUAAUACAAGCAGUUCGGAUAAUAUAUUACCUAUUACUUUGAGUGUUUCACUGGGUUACAUUGCUCAUUUAGUGCAGAUGAUUGCUUUUAUAUUCAACCGCCCUUUAAGAAAUGCAAUAAUACAUCAAGGUUCCCGCUCCCGAAUAAUUGAUAUCAUAAAAGAGAUUCCGUUUACGUGUUCAGAAUUUCCUCUUUAUAAUCGCUCUAUUAUACCAUCGAAGGCAGUAAAAUACGGAAUAUUUUUGCUAAAUCAAAAUAUCGCUCAGCUUUGUUACGAUAUUAUAGGACUGCGCUGUAAUAUGAGUUUGACACUUGAAAAUAUCCAUCAGAUAUUUCUUUAUCUAAGUGAGGUUCAAAUCUUGGAUGAAAAAAAUUUUUAUCGUAACAAGAGAUUCACCUUGAGCUACAAUGGUUGUGUAAAUAUGGAUAAUAAUUUACUCUCGAAUUCACAUUCAUCGAUCGAUAUAAAUAACUUUCCAGUUCCUUUGCUGACCGUAACAUCAGAAAAUUCUUUGUCACAAUUGACAAAUAGCAUGCCAUUUCCGAUUGAAGGUGGCAUCAAUAUAAAACAAAGAAUCAGUCGGUCUGUUGGUUCAUAUUCGGACUCUGAAGAUGACUUUAAAGAUAUUCGAGUGAAUGUUUGCUCCAACUCUGAUUCAAACAUUGCGAAUCCGUCUAAACACAUGUAAAAUCUUUAUGCUGCUUUUGUUAAUUAUUAGGAGUAUGCGGGAUGCAACCAUUAAAAAACAAACGCUAAUUUAUUGCACGCCCUUUUUUGUUAUUCCACUCUAUACUUAUAUAUUACAUUGUCUUGCAAUAUGCAUAUAUCUGUAAAGAAACACACUUUCAUAGAAAAAAUCAUUUUUUUAUAGGAAUUGUAAACAUGAAAAUUUAUUUAGAAUCCAUUACAUAAGGGAAGCAAUAAUUAUGUAAUUUUUAAUAUAAGUGUAAAGUUAUAAUUAAUAUCAAUCGUUUAUCAUUUCGUUAUUUCAUCUCGUUAUUAUUGAAGCUGCAGUACAUAUUUGGUGAAAAUUGUACUUAUGCAUAAAUAAUAUAUAGGUAUAUACGUAUAUAAAUAUAAAAUAAUACUUAUGUAUGUGCCUAUUUAGAUUGAUUAAUGGUGUGCCGCUAUUUCUCAAAUUUCUUUUACUCAAUCAAAAGUUGAUGGAUGGUGAUGGACCAAAUAAUAAGAAAAAUAGCGUACAUGGUGCCGCUUUUUAACUAUUUUCUGUCUCCUUAGGCCAUAUUUUUCAUUUAUUCUUAAAAUUAUUUUUAAUUAUUAUUAAUAAAAAAGACAAAUUUUUUAAGAAUGUUUAAAAACAAAAUUUAUGCAUGUAUAACUCUUUUACAGAAAGUUACAAAUAUUUUGUAUGAGUUUAAACUCAUUGAAUAUAUUAUUAAUGUAUGUUGUUUCAAAUCCCGGAAGUAAUUCAAUUAUAGAAUAUGUUUAAAUGAGAUAAGUCUCCCCUACAUAUAUACAACAUUCUACUCGGGAAAAACUGGCGAAUUCUAAUGGAACACACCACACCUCAGAACGCUCAAGAAAUUUCACCCCACACGACGACACCACCACACUCAAGCUCUGAAAACAACAUGCACAAAGACACCUACCAAAAAGGACGGGACCAUCGCUAAAUCGACAAUGAUCCUGUGUAACGCAUUCCUUCCCCCUCGCGAAAUUGGUUCUCGCCGCAUUCUUACGACAAGUACUCAAUUCUAUUGACAUCGGCCUCAGGAUUCUAGAUUUAUAAUUUGAACUUGUUUAUAAUAAAGUCUAAGUCAAAUAAA